Molecule: messenger RNA, 8615 nt
Organism: Tribolium madens (black flour beetle)
Lineage: Eukaryota; Metazoa; Arthropoda; Insecta; Coleoptera; Tenebrionidae
Gene: Ppn
Product: papilin
Exons: 31
Coding region: 136-8346 (2736 amino acids)
Biological process (GO): extracellular matrix organization
Cellular component (GO): extracellular region; extracellular matrix
Molecular function (GO): metalloendopeptidase activity; serine-type endopeptidase inhibitor activity
Source: RefSeq, a predicted model, not a curated record
CCAUUCCAUCGUGUUGUACUGCGAAAGCGGUACCUCGAGACGCGUUUCGGUCUCCUCGGCGAUCAUCUCGCGCCACUUGUGUGUGUUUCAAGUGCAAGAUCAAGCUUUCGGAACAUUGUCACCAAAAAAUAAAGGAUGCGUUUGCUUCAGAGGCGGCACAUUUUGUCGCCGCUGAUCCUCUUCAUAUUUAUCACAUCCUUUAGUAACGUACUCAGCAGACAUCGCAUUCGACAUCACCGAGACAGGUUCAAAAGGCAGCAAGGGGCCCACUUAUACUUAGCUGGUAGUUACGUGUUUGAAGGGGGCGAUGGGCCUGAUAUUGGCCCUUGGACUGAUUGGUCUUCUCCGAGUCCUUGCUCCAGGUCAUGCGGAGGGGGCGUUUCCACGCAGACUAGACAGUGCACACUGGGAUACACGUGCCAAGGGCCCUCCUCCAGGCAUUUCUCGUGCAAUACGCAGGAUUGUCCGGAUAUUGGAGAUUUCAGGGCGCAGCAAUGCUCGGAAUUCGAUAGUGUCCCUUUUAAUGGGGUACUUUACCAAUGGAUUCCAUACACGAAAGCGCCCAAUCCGUGUGAACUCAACUGCAUGCCCAGAGGUGAGAGGUUCUAUUACAGACACAGGAACCAAGUCGCCGAUGGUACCAGAUGCAACGACGAAAGCCCCGAUGUUUGCAUCAACGGAAAAUGUCAACCAGUAGGGUGCGACAUGAUGCUGGGGUCGGACGUUCGAGAGGAUAAGUGUAGAGUUUGUGGGGGUGAUGGGAAUACUUGUAAAACAGUAAGGGGGCUAUUAGACAUGCAAGACCUUCAAGUGGGAUACAAUGACAUUCUUUUAAUACCAGCGGGGGCUACUAAUAUUUUGGUGGAAGAGGUCGCACCGUCAAACAAUUAUCUAGCAGUACGAAACACUUCAGGCCACUAUUACUUGAAUGGUAAUUGGCGGAUCGACUUUCCAAGAACCAUGGAGUUUGCAGGGUGCAAAUUCCACUACAAUCGGGACCCCCAAGGGUUCUCAGCCCCCGAUAAAAUCACUUGUUUGGGGCCCAUAGACGAAGCUCUCUUCAUUGUUAUGCUAUUCCAAGACCAUAACGUCGGGGUAGCUUACGAGUACAGCCUCCCAACCAAUAUUCAGCCAGGCUACGAAACCGAAAGUUAUGCGUGGACUUUUGACCAGUUUACUCCUUGUACUCAAACUUGUGGAGGAGGGGUACAAUACAGAAAUGUGACUUGUGCUGGUCGUCGAAGUUUAGAACCGGUAGAUCGCAGUCUUUGCGAUGCUAACAACGAACCACCAUCAUCACAGAAAUGUGCAGAAGUACCUUGUGAAGCUCAGUGGGUACCAUACCCUUGGGGUAACUGUUCGGCACCUUGUGGUGAGGGUGGUGUCCAAACUAGGGAAAUAGCUUGCCAACAAAUUAUUUCAAAUGGUUACCCUUCUUUGGUUGAUGAGUCUGAAUGUGCUCGACUUCCCAAACCACCGCAACAACAAGAAUGUAACAAAGGACGAGUUUGUGCAAAGUGGCAUAUAGGACCCUGGAAACCGUGUGACCACCUAUGUGGUGACGGUAAAGAAACUCGGCAAGUAAAGUGUUAUCGGAAGGAAGGUUCAAACAUUGAAAUUAUGGACGAUUCGGAGUGUAUACCCGUAGAGCCUAAACCAGAAACUGAACGGAAAUGUAAUCUGAGACCUUGUGAAGGUGUCGAUUGGAUAACUUCAAGGUGGAGUGGGUGUGAUAAAUGUGGAUUAACGAAUGAAACUCGGAAAGUCCAAUGCGCUACUGCCGCCGGUGUUGUGUACCCCGACAACCUUUGUGACGCUGACCAAAAACCGGAAAUGGUACAACAAUGCAAUGCUACGAAACCCGCCUGCGAGUACAACUGGUAUGCUUCGCAAUGGAGUGAGUGUUCUGCUCAAUGUGGACAAGGUGUCCAAACCCGUAGUCUAUUUUGCGGACUUGUUGGUGAAGACGGAAGUGUCAAGAAAGUCGAAAAUGAAAAAUGUGAUCAAAAUAAAACGUACGAACUGAUUAGGAAUUGCACUGGAGAAGUUGAAAAGUGUGCAGGGGAAUGGUAUAGUGGGCCGUGGACGGAGUGUUCCAAACCUUGUGGUGGUGGCGAAAAAACCAAGAAAGUUGUUUGUUUGAAAGAUUUUCAAGUAGUGGAUGCUUCCGAAUGUAAUCCUGACGAAAUUAUUUUCGGCGAUGAACCGUGUAACACGCAACCUUGCUCUGAAGAUACCAUUUUGCCUACUGAUGUUACUAAGUCUAUUGACGAGUCUGAGUCGUUGGAGCCAACGGAAGAAAGUCCUGUAACAGAAGAAACUCCUGCAACAGAAGACGAUAAACCUACGACUCAGGAUGAUGAGUAUGAGAUAGUUCCUGAUGACGAAUGUGAAGAUGGUGUAUGGGUUGAUGAAAAAGGACGUCCGGAAGAUUUGAAAGAAGGUGUUACUGAACCAAUGGGUGAAGAUAAAUUAGGUUCAAGUACCGAUUCUAGUGUAACUGGAUGGUCGAAAGAAACUGAUUUAUCAGCGGAUGACUUAAUGUUGAGCGAUGCUCCAUCAUCACCUAUCGGGAGUGAAGGUACUACAGUUUCUGGUUCCGGAGAUGAAGAACUUACAAGUGAACCAAGUAGUUCAGGUGGUUCUACGGUACCAUUGGAAACUACCAUGGAAGGUUCCGGAGAUACAGGAUCACCAACAUUUGAAACUGAUACUCCUAUUGAAACCGACAGUGGAUCAAGUGUUGAGACUGAAGUUACAACAGUUGCUAGCAGUGACAGCACUGACAGCAGUAAAAGUAGUGUCGAAAGUACGGAUUCUUCGGGAGUUACAGAUUCUUCAGAUGCUAGUUCAGAUGUUACAACAGCUUCAUCAGAUCAAACGAGUGGUUCAUCUGACGUGUCUAAAUCAUCCGACAUGACAACUGAAUCAUCAGAUUUUACAACAGAAUCGUCAGACAUGACCACAGAAAUUUCCAGUUCCAGUAGUGAUUCAUCUUCUGAUAAAACGUCAGAAAGUGAUUCUACUGAAACUACUGAUCCUACGCAAAGUACUGAUCCCACAGAAAGUACUAUGAGUACUGAUUCACCUGACACUACGGAUAGUACCGAUUCUGCUUCAACUCAAAGUUCUGAUUCAAGCGAAUCUUCUUCGGUCGAUAGUACUUCAAGUGUUGAUCUUUCAUCGGCGACUGAAAGUAGUGCCACUACAGAAGGCGGCAGCUCGGAAGCAACAACCAUUGAGUCUUCAUUGUCUCCAGAACCAAGCGCAGACUUUAUUGGUGAAUCAGAUAUUGGAGCUGACAAAGCCACGACCAUGAAGUCCACUGACAGUGAAAUGACAGAAAGUGGUGUUACUGAUGUAACCGAAAGUGGAAUGACUGAUACAACAGUAGAAUCAAAGAGUGGUUCUGAAUCGACAACUGAACCAAUGGAAAGUUCUGAAACCUCUGAUACGUCGUCGGAAAGAAGUACUGAAUCAGGUGCUACUGAAACCACAACUGAAUUCACCGGCAGUACUGAAUCACCUGGAAGUACUGAAUCAACAGAAUAUACAGAGACCACACCAACCGAUUAUGACAUUUGGACAUCAACGACAGAAAGCGGUCCCACGGAAGAAACUGCCACAGACGUUUGGAGCACCACUCCUAUUACCGACAUAUUCGAAACCUUAAAACCACGAAUGUGCAAGAGAAAGAAACAGAAAGAUUGCAAAAAGACAAUGUUCGGUUGUUGUUGGGACAAAAUUACUCCAGCUGAAGGACCAUUCGAUAAAGGGUGCCCCAACCCGAAAACAUGCAAGGAGUCUAAAUUCGGAUGUUGCGAAGACGGCGUUUCACCCGCUUUGGGCCGAAAAUUCAAAGGAUGCCCCUCAACUCACUGCAAUGAAACCCUGUUUGGUUGUUGUCCCGACAACAAAACAGCAGCUGAGGGUAACAACAAAGAAGGUUGUCCACCACCGCCACCAGCCUGUCUCAAAGCAAAAUACGGUUGCUGCGAAGAUAACGUCACUGCAGCUAAAGGUCCCAAACACAAAGGUUGCAAAGAAGAAGAAGUUCCAACGACGACAGCAGCACCUGGAACAAAUUGCAACACUACCAAGUGGGGUUGUUGCCCAGAUGGUGUACAAACCGCUCAAGGAGAACAUUAUAAAGGGUGCAACAUCACAAACUGCACAGAAUCGUACUACCGGUGCUGUCCUGACGGUGUUACUCCAGCACAAGGCCCGAAUUAUAAAGGUUGUAAAACGCCAUGUGCUGAGAAAGACUUCGGAUGUUGUCCUGAUGGAAUUACACCAGCGCAUGGACCUAGCGGUGAAGGUUGUUGCUUGGCAAGUCCGUUUGGUUGUUGUCCUGAUAAUAUUUUACCGGCACGAGGACCAAAUUUGGAAGGAUGUGGAUGUCAAUAUUCACCCUACAGGUGUUGUCCUGAUAACGUCACUGCAGCUAGAGGCCAUAACAAUGAAGGUUGCGGGUGUCAAUACACCGAACAUGGGUGUUGCCCUGAUGAGUACACUCCAGCAGCUGGUCCCGAUUAUCAAGGCUGUCUGUGUCACACUUUCCAAUUCGGUUGUUGCCCUGACGGAGUCACUGUGGCCAAAGGACCUCACCAACAAGGUUGCGGCUGCCGAAAUACCGAGUUUGGAUGCUGUUCCGACGACAGCACCCCAGCCCAAGGCCCCAACUACGCCGGCUGUGGUUGCGCUUCCAGCAAAUAUGGCUGUUGUCUCGACGGUACAACCGAAGCGCUUGGAGACAACUUCGAAGGUUGUCCCGAAAUUCCGCAAAACCUUCAGGAAAGUUGUACCCAACCGAAAGAACGCGGAACGUGUCGGAACUACACCGUCAAAUGGUUCUUCGACAUGGACUACGGUGGUUGUUCCAGAUUCUGGUACGGAGGAUGUGACGGCAACAACAACCGUUUCAAGUCGAAAGAGGAAUGUGACAAUAUUUGUGUCAAACCAGAAGGCAUCGAUAGAUGCAAACUCCCCAAAAUACCGGGUCCUUGUGAAGGGUACUACCCUCAAUGGUUCUACGAUACGGAACGAAAACAUUGCGCCCAAUUUAUCUAUGGGGGCUGCCUGGGCAAUAACAACAGAUUUGAGACACGAGAAGAGUGCAUUUCGCUUUGUGUGAAAGACGAUAGUGUCGACGCGUGUGAGCAAGAAAAGGAUGAAGGACCGUGUAAAGGUAAUUAUUUGAGGUGGUACUACGACAAGACCAGUCAAAGUUGUCAACAAUUUAUUUACGGGGGCUGUAAAUCAAAUAAUAAUAAUUUCCCAACGGAAGAAGCCUGCAAACAGCAAUGUACGCAACCUGGUCGUAAAAAAGAUCACUGCUCUUUACCUAGAGCUCAGGGUAGUUGCACGGAAAGAAUCCCUCGCUGGUACUACGACAUGCCUGAAAAGAAAUGCUUGCCCUUUUAUUAUUCGGGUUGUGAGGGUAAUAACAAUAACUUCAACAGUAGAGAAGCAUGCGAAACUGACUGUCCGAAAGAAAUCGAAAAAGACUUGUGUCAGUUAGCUGCGGAUACUGGUACUUGUGGCAAUUAUACCGAUCGUUGGUACUACGAUACAAGAGAGAAAACUUGUCGGCAAUUCUACUAUGGUGGUUGUGGAGGAAACGGAAACAACUUCGAAACACAGCAACAAUGUGAACAAAGGUGUGACAAAAGACGUGCACCUGAACCACCUCAAGUACCAAAUGGACAAUUUACCACAGAUAUGUGUUUCCUACCAAGCGAACCAGGCAAUUGCCGAGAAGCACAAUUACGCUACUUCUACGACAGAACUGAUGGUGUGUGUAAAGGUUUCACCUACACUGGCUGUAAUGGCAACAGAAACAAUUUCGAAUCAGUGGAUCAAUGUUUGCAAAACUGCGGAAACGCUCAAGAUUUGUGUAAACUCCCGCCGGUUGUUGGUCCUUGUAAUUCCGAAUACGAACAAUUCUACUACGACGAACGCACCGAUUCGUGUCACGCGUUCAAUUAUGGGGGCUGUGAGGGUAACUAUAACCGAUUCCCGGAUAAAGCAUCGUGUGAGCAAAGAUGCAAGAGGAGUCCCCCGAGUCCACAAAUUCCGCUGACGCAAGCACCUCCUGUGCAAACGCCCCCAAGCACCGCCAUGUGUUACGAACAACCAGAUCCUGGAAAUUGCACCGAUAAUCUUUCGGUCUUCUUCUUCAAUCCGGCAACUAGAACAUGCACUCCUUUCACGUAUACUGGAUGUGGCGGUAAUGCUAACCGUUUUAGUAGUGAAGAACAGUGCGAAAGACAAUGUGGUAGAUUCAGAGGACAAGAUGUCUGCAAUAUGCCGAUGGAGCGAGGCCCCUGUGAAGCUUACACCCCCAAGUACUACUACGACAGAGGUAUAGGACGAUGCGCCAACUUCAUUUAUGGUGGUUGUGGUGGCAAUGGUAACAGGUUUAGUUCGAGUGAAGAGUGCGAAAAGAUUUGUGUGACCCACGAGGAGGAUCGAAGCAAUGUUACCAGUACUGCCGUCUGUGAAUUACCCGUGGAUACGGGUUCCUGUCAAGAUGGCUACCACAAACGUUGGUACUUCGAUAAUGCACGUGGGGAAUGCAUUGCCUUCAUAUUCAGUGGUUGCGGUGGAAAUUUAAAUAACUUUAAAACAUUCCAGUCGUGUGUCACAUUCUGUAAAGAUUAUUUGAGUGUAACUCAACCUCCAGUGGGUCCUCAAGAUCAUCCAUGCCAAGCCCAUUUCGACGAAUGUGCCACUUUACGAUGCCCCUAUGGUAUUGAAGCAUACGUCGACGAUAAUCAGUGUAAUCGGUGCCAGUGCCAAAACCCUUGUAGCAAAGUUGACUGCCCCCCGAAUUCUCAAUGUGCCAUCGACAUCAACAGAAACAAAACUAGUAGUCAAGAUCCUGACUUUAUAGCAAUUUGUAGAGAAAUCAACAAAAAUGGCCAAUGUCCGAUUUUGGAACACCACGAACAAAAUAACUGCGAACAGGAAUGUAGAAACGAUGCAGAUUGUCCUUUGCACCUAAAAUGUUGUUCCACUGGUUGUGGUACUUCGUGCAUCGAGCCAACGGUACCAGCAGAAUUGGUUACGCAACAGUACCAACCAGCUUAUACUGAAGCACCAAUACAAAGUGACUACUAUCCACCUAAAAUCGACGUCCAAACGUAUGAACCUGAAGUCCAAGGCCUUAUUGGUGAUCACGUGACUUUGAGAUGUGCUGUCACUGGCAACCCUAAUCCUAAAAUAACCUGGAAGAAAGAUGAUAUUUUGAUUGAUGGUACUCAAGCCAAAUAUAGGAUUAAGUUGGAUCAAUCCUUGCAAAUCAUAACGUUGCAUAAAACUGACUCUGGUGUAUACUUAUGUACCGCCGAUAACAGUGUUGGUGAACCAAUAACUAACAAAAUAGUACUGAACGUCAUCGACGGUCCUCCCCGGCCUGCCACCGUACUGGAACCUGAGAGUCAACCCAACGUUGUUGUGUCACUUAACGCUCCAGCAACCCUCAAUUGUCUAGCCUUGGGUUAUCCCUUCCCUGCUGUCACCUGGUGGAAAGAUGACAGUCUUAUCCCCUUAAAAACAAGCCAGUUUGAAGUUCGCAAAGACUACUCUCUUCUUAUCCAUUCUGUAAAACUGUCAAAUCUUGGAGUAUAUACUUGUCAAGCCUAUAACGGUGUUGGGAAAGCUGCCAGUUGGUCGGUUGCGGUGAAAGCGAGAGGUCCUUACCAUAGUACCAAUCCUAAAGAUCAAAAAUAUUUGAAAUAUAUUGUGAACCCACCUGAAUUGCCCACAACGCCAGCUCCACCUAUCUAUAGACCCACCUCUCCACCGUACUUACCACCGGCCAAUAACGAAAUUUUCCCGAAUAGAGAGCCCGGCCCUGGACCUGCCACUUAUUUCGUGCCCGUCACAGCAAAUAUCACAACUGACAAUCAGCGAUUCCCUGUAAAUUCGGAUAUUGUAAUUCCUUGUGACGUGGAAGGAUAUCCAGCUCCGCAAGUCCAGUGGUAUAAAGACGGUAUCUCGUUAAGUCCAAACGAACGAGUCCAUAUUUCAGAUAAUAACAAACUGACGAUUUUACGAGCAACUAAAGCGGAUUCCGGGGUUUAUCAGUGCGAAGCGGCAAAUUCUUAUUCUAAAGCAAGCAGCAGCCUCACAAUUCUAGUUGAUGAAAUGUUUAUACAUCCCAAUUGCAAAGACAACCGCUUCUUCGCCAACUGCAACCUUAUUGUAAAAGCGAAAUUCUGUUCGCACAAAUAUUACGCCAAGUUCUGCUGUCGGUCAUGCACAGAGGCUGGCUUACUACCAGUGGAUGGCCCACACUUACACGAUGACAAGCAGUCAGCACUCAGUUACAACUUAGUAUAAUUUUUAAAUUUAUUGUAAUUGCUAGUCUCAUUAUUUUGUUACAAGUUACGAAGUAUAAAAUUCACUAACAAAUUUUGGUAUUAUAAGAACGUGUAUGCUUCUUGAUUUUUGUACUUAAUGUGUUUCCUGAACUCGUAAGCAAUUGUAGAUAUAUUUUUACAGUGUGUGCAAUUAUUGAUGUAACUCAUGUAUGUAUAUAAAAUUUACGUUAAUAUUUUUAUAAUUUUUUUAAUGUAAAAAUGUGUUCAUUACAUCGUAAAAUUCAAAAA